CAUCUUUCUCCACCCCGUGACCUAUACUUACUGCUAGGUAUCUCCAAUCCUCUUCUUCCCACCUCACUCCCACUCCCAGGGUCAGCCGCCACCCCCUGCUCCCCUUGUCUCUCACCGCAGCAGAGUAGAUCCGGGAGCCACACGCUGCCGGAUGCUCGUCGGAGCGCUGGGAGGGGGCGACGCGGCGGAAUGGAUCAUCUGCUUGCUUAGCUGACCAUCGAUUCGUUUGGUUCAUCACAUCUUUCCAUCUGCAUCCUCAACCCCAUCUGGCAGCAAGCAACAGUUUUAGAUUAUAUUUAGAACGAAGGGAAUAUAACUGGUUCGAACGCCCAAUUAAUUAAUGGAUACCCGAGGUGGUAUAACACAAAUACAACUGGAGUACAUGCUACAUGACCAAGAUGCAGAGCCCAUUGCCCUGCCAUUCCCACUUUUGGAGAAAAUCACAGAUUAUUUUUCCAACGAGUUGAUAAUUGGAAGAGGCGGCUUUGCGGUGGUUUAUAAGGCAGUGCUUGAUAAUGGCAUUCUUGCAGUAAAGAGGCUGUCCAAUACGCACAUGUAUGAGGAACAAUUCCAGGGAGAGGUGGAAUGUCUCAUGAAGGUGAAGCACAAAAACAUUGUGCGGUUUCUGGGAUAUUGCGCCGACGCCCAAGGGAAUGUUUCGGACUACAAAGGGAAAAUGGUUAUGGCAGAUGUACAACAACGAUUGCUCUGCUUUGAAUAUCUACCUAAUGGAAGUCUUGAUGGUUAUAUAACAGAUUCACCUGGAGAACUUAACUGGAGAAAGCGAUACGAUAUGAUAAAGGGGAUCUGUGAAGGGUUACAUUAUCUUCACCAGAACAAUAUUCUGCACUUGGAUCUAAAACCCGGAAAUAUAUUAUUGGAUGAGGAUAUGAUUCCAAAAAUUACUGAUUUCGGAUUGUCAAGGUGCUUUGAGAAAGACCAAACAGGGAUCAUUACUGAAAAUGUGGUCGGAACGAGGGGAUAUUUGGCGCCGGAAUGCUAUAACAAGGAAACCAUACUCACGCACAAGUUUGACUUAUAUAAUCUUGGUGUCAUAAUAAUAGAGAUAUUGACUGGAAAGAAGGGGUAUCAAGUUACUAUUGAGAAUGUACUUCAAAUUUGGAAUAAUACGAUGUUGGAUGCACUGCAGUGGAAUCAAAUACGAGUAUGUGCGAAGAUUGGGAUGGAGUGCACAGAAAUCGAUCCGGCAAAGAGACCGGCUAGUAUGAAGCACAUAAUCGAUUGGCUUGCUGAAAUAGAAUGUACUACGCAUGUAAAUCCAGAAGGUGGGAGUGGGACAAGAGAGCUUCUUCUCGUUCAUCCGUUCGCGCUUUGCUUCCCCUUUGAGCCCAGCAAGGCAAUCACGUGUCCGCUGCAGCUAACAAAUAACACCGAUAAGCACGUUGCAUUUAGGAUUAUGGACAAUAGCAUGGAGUCUUCGUUCCUAAGGCUGCCAUUGUAUGGCGUUGUGCCGCCUAGCACACCUUACACUCUCAUCGUGACAACACAAAAGAAAGAAGAGCUAAAGAAAGAAGAGCUACCACGAAAGUAUAUCAUACUCCCUCCCUUCCUAAAUAUAAGACCUUUUAGAGGUUACACUAUAAACUACAUACGAAUGUAUAUAGACAUUUUUUAACACU
Messenger RNA from Hordeum vulgare subsp. vulgare (domesticated barley), 1640 nucleotides. RefSeq names its product cysteine-rich receptor-like protein kinase 24. The coding region runs from base 341 to 1636 and encodes 431 amino acids. Gene Ontology annotation, molecular function: ATP binding; protein kinase activity. The record is from RefSeq and is a predicted model, not a curated record. The transcript is spliced from 6 exons. Lineage: Eukaryota; Viridiplantae; Streptophyta; Magnoliopsida; Poales; Poaceae. Gene Ontology annotation, biological process: protein phosphorylation.